Molecule: messenger RNA, 186 nt
Organism: Enterospora canceri
Lineage: Eukaryota; Fungi; Microsporidia; Enterocytozoonidae
Source: the annotation of a GenBank genome assembly
AUGUUACAGAAAGCAUGGCCCAUGCUUCUACGACUCCUUCUGGCGCAUGCUUUCUCAACCAAUUUGGAGGACGACGACUAUUUCAGGCAGCAGCUUGAAGAAGAAGACGAUCUCUUAGUCCAGCACCUCAGGCUCAAGGGAUACAACGUCACGCCACCGUCUCACCAGAUGCCACCGUCGCAGUAG